Colletotrichum navitas is the source of this 2426-nucleotide messenger RNA. RefSeq names its product cytochrome P450. NCBI's taxonomy places the organism in Eukaryota, Fungi, Ascomycota, Sordariomycetes, Glomerellales, Glomerellaceae. Gene Ontology annotation, molecular function: iron ion binding; oxidoreductase activity, acting on paired donors, with incorporation or reduction of molecular oxygen; heme binding. The record is from RefSeq and is a predicted model, not a curated record. The transcript has 7 exons. The coding region runs from base 494 to 2017 and encodes 507 amino acids.
ACAAGACUCAUAUUUUUUGUGAUUCAUCUCUAGACCAGACUACUAUUAUUAAAGCUUGCUUUAGACCUGCUCAAAAGAAAACAGUACCUUGUAAGUAAGCCGCGUAGAGUAGAAACUACCUCUACCUUGUCGCCCCCGUUCUGCUGUCCCCAGCCUCGGGGAGUGGAGGGAAACCCGUCCCUGUCUUCUUCUAGUGUCGGAUUUCCGUAAGGUGAUCCCUGGCUCACCUUGUGUCUCACCAGUCACAGACAGUCAGCUUACAGUCUGGACCAGUCGGACCCGAGUUGUUCGGUGGCCAGGCUAGCGUAGACGUGGCCAAAAACCCGAGUGGUUCAAUCCGCGCCUGGCAUAUAUAUGAAUAAUUACCAACCACAGUUUAGUUCCCCAUAUUUCAGGAGAGGUUCGCCACCGGUAUCAUAAGGACAAGCGCAAAGAGUGGCACCAAGCUGGUGAUCAUCGGCCGUUCAUUCACAUAUCGAUCACUACCGCCGCAAUGACUGCACAAGGGCUCUUUGAGCAAUUUGAUGACAGAGUCUGUCGUAUAGGUUGGAUACUGGUGGCCUUAGGCAUAUUCAUCUUCGUUCUAGACUAUAUGCGUUCGUAUAUCCGGUUGAGGCACAUCCCAGGACCACCCGCGGCAGCUCUCACAAAUUUGGUCCGUCGAUCGUGGGUCAAUACCGGCAACGCCCAUAUAAUACACACCGAUUUACACAGAAACUAUGGCACCGUUGUGCGGUUUGGUCCCAACGCCGUCAUGGUCUCCAGCCCCUCUGCGAUUGAGAAGAUCUACAGUUUCAAGACAAGAUUUCAGAAGUCCGAGUUUUACGACUCGAUAAUGCCGAGAAUGAAGGGCGAUAAGAUCCCAGACGUCUUCGCUACCCGCGACGAGGGUAUACACAGGCGGAUGAGGCGGCCCGUCGCGAAUCUGUACUCGCUCACGAACCUGAUGUCGUUUGAGCCGGUCAUAACGUCUACGAUGCAGCACCUGUUUGUGCGACUAGACGAGCUAUUUUUGGACAAGAAAGUUGAUGUCGACCUGUUCCAAUGGAUUCAAUAUUACAUGUUCGACGUCCUUGGCCAGGUCACAUUUUCCAAGGAACUGGGGUUUCUCGACAAGGGCGGCGACGUUGAAGGCGUCAUCGAGAACAACUGGCGCUAUUUCAGCAUGGUUGCUGCGAACACGCAGAUGCCUUGGCUUGACCGCUUGUGGAGAGACAACCCUCUGGUUCCCGUCUCGGCGAAGAAAAACCCGCUGGUCGAGUUCGGUGCCGCCAGGAUCCGGGAGCGAAUGGGUUUGAUCGAGAGCGGCAAAGGCGACCUGGGCCAAAGAGACUUCCUCUCCAGCUUCAUCGUUGAGAAUGCUAAAGACCGUACUCUCCCUGCAAUGUUCUUGCCCACCUGGGUCAAUUCGAACAUCGUGGCGGGUGCAGACACCACGAGCGUUUUAUCUGGCGCCUUGAUAUAUCAUCUCCUCAAGAACCCCGCGUCGCUCACGAAGCUGCAGAGGGAGAUGGACGAUGCCACCGCCGCGGGGCGACUCUCCAAAUUCGCCACAUGGAAAGAAUCCAACGACCUUACUUACCUUGACAUGUGCGUGAAAGAGGCCACCAGGAUGCACCCACCGUUCUCCCUCCCGUUCGAGCGCGUGGUUCCGGGAUGCGGACUGGAGAUUGACGGCUAUCACAUCCCCCCGGGAACAAGAAUCGGAAUCAACCCAUGGUCGCUGCAUCGCGAAGCAUCACUGUAUGGCGCCGAACCGGACCUCUGGAGACCAGAGAGAUGGCUGUGUGAUAAAGAGAAGCACGCAGCCAUGUACAAUACACUUUUGACGUUUGGCGCUGGCCACCGAAGCUGUCUCGGAAAGCACCUCGCCUACUUUGAGAUAUAUAAACUCGUGCCCUCGCUGUUGCAGCGCUACAAUAUACAAUUGGUAGACCGAGAUGAGGAGUGGACUGUCGACAACAAGUGGCUUGUCAAGCCUUCGGGGUUCCGCGUCAGGCUUUCGAGUCGUAGCUAGGGACCAUGUACAUAGUUUACGAUAAUUUUCCAAUUAAUUAGACAAGAUUCGUUGGGCUGUAGUAAUGCACGCAAGACGGAUCGGAAAGAUGACCAACUGAAGCCGUUUGCCAACCCUAGACUGUAUCUUCGUGCCCGGACAUGGUCUGAUCCGGGAUACCAUUCUUCGCCUCACAUGAUGCAUGGACAUGAAGAAAAGACUUUCCAUGGGCUUAUUAUCCAACUGCAGCUAGUCUACCCGGAGGCCAGCCCUCUGUCAUGAAGCAGCCGUGUAAGCUACCUAGGGCGGUGCAGGUUGUCGGGUCCGGGGCCGAGUUGACUCGGGCCAAACGCGCAGUCUAUGUGCAUUACGGAUAAUGUCAGUACCUAUGCAGACUUAUGUGCUGGGAAGCCUCGCAGACUGCUUAACU